AUGUCCAGCCACCUUGAUUUGUUACUUGAUAAAGAACGAAGGAAAGUUUUGAUUGAAGAAGAAGCAGAGUUACAACACAAUUGUGAAGCCAUUAAUACACUUUUGGACAUAACACAAACUCUUGCACGUCAAGGAAUAUCUUUUCGUGGUUCUUCCUCAGACAGAGAUGGAAAUUUUUAGCAAAUUACUUCUUUGGUAGCCAGACACUCGCCUUCCUUUAAGAGAUGGUUGGAUGAUGCCCCCAAGCGACUACAUAGAGUCGAUUGCCUUAGUUCCAGGUCUCAAAACAAAUUUCUUCACUUAUUAGCAGAAGAUGUUACACACAGAGUCACUGCCAAAGUCAAUCAAGCUGGAAUGUUUUCCGUCAUAGCUGAUACAACACCCGAUGUGUCCCACAUUGAUCAACUUUCUGUGGUCGCACAAUAUUUAAAUGCCAAGGGAAAUCCACAAGAAUCCAUGAUUAAGGUAAUCCAUGAUAAAAUGGGUGAUGGUCAUGCUCAAGGAAUUAUUUCUUCACUGAAUGAAAAGAAAGAAAAAUUUCGACACUGCUGACAUAGUUUUCCAAGUUUUCCACGUCUUCCAUGUCUGGUAUCUACAAGGGCUGUCAAGCAAAGUUAAAAGAAUAUCUUGGAAAGGAAGUUUAUUAUCAUGUUGAUGUUCAUGAGAAAUGUCAUGAUGAAGACGAAGAUUUUGACGAAAGAAGUCCAGAGUGUAGAUAUAAACAUCAUUGA
Molecule: messenger RNA, 731 nt
Organism: Paramuricea clavata
Lineage: Eukaryota; Metazoa; Cnidaria; Anthozoa; Malacalcyonacea; Plexauridae
Source: the annotation of a GenBank genome assembly